Molecule: messenger RNA, 1275 nt
Organism: Vanderwaltozyma polyspora DSM 70294
Lineage: Eukaryota; Fungi; Ascomycota; Saccharomycetes; Saccharomycetales; Saccharomycetaceae
Gene: ARG8
Product: acetylornithine transaminase
Exons: 1
Coding region: 1-1275 (424 amino acids)
Biological process (GO): arginine metabolic process
Cellular component (GO): mitochondrial matrix
Molecular function (GO): identical protein binding; transaminase activity; pyridoxal phosphate binding
Source: RefSeq, a predicted model, not a curated record
AUGCUUAGAAAAUUUUUUAGUACCACUUCUGUAAGAAGAAUUAGCAACGUUUUAGAAGAGAAGUCAUUUCAGGUAACUACUUAUGCUAGACCUGAAGAUUUAUGUAUUACUAGGGGUAACAAUGCUAAGUUAUAUGAUGAUAUAAAUGGUAGAGAAUAUAUUGACUUCACUGCUGGUAUUGCAGUGACUUCUUUAGGCCAUUCUAAUGAAGAAGUUAGUAAAAUAUUAGCAGAACAAUCAAAGAAAUUGGUUCACAGUUCUAAUUUAUAUUUCAAUAAGGAGUGUUUAGAUUUGAGCAAGAAAAUUGUAGAGCAUACUAAGGCCUUUGGAGGUCAAUACGAUGCUUCUAAGGUUUUCCUGUGUAAUUCAGGAACUGAAGCUAAUGAAGCAGCCUUAAAAUUUGCCAAGAAGCAUGGUAUCUUAAAGAGUAAAGAUAAAGAAGGUAUUGUGGCAUUUGAACAUUCAUUUCAUGGACGUACUAUGGGUGCAUUAUCUGUUACAUGGAAUGCCAAAUAUAGAACUCCAUUUGGCGAUUUGGUUCCUAAUGUUACGUUUUUGAACAUUAAUGAUCAAUUAACAAAAUUGCAAGAUUACAUUACAAGUAAUAAAGAUAAAUUAGCAGGUUUAAUCGUGGAACCUAUCCAAGGUGAAGGUGGUGUUUUCCCAGUUCCUAUUGAAACUCUACAAGGUCUAAAGAAGAUUUGUUCAGAAAAUGAUGUCAUUGUAAUUUACGAUGAGAUUCAAUGUGGCAUGGGAAGAUCAGGUAAGCUUUGGGCCCAUUCUUACUUACCAAAGGAUGCUCAUCCAGAUAUAUUUACUUCAGCGAAAGCAUUAGGUAAUGGUUUUCCAAUUGCUGCUACUAUUGUAAAUGAAAAAGUCAAUAAUGCAUUACAAGUAGGUGACCAUGGUACCACUUAUGGUGGUAAUCCAUUAGGUUGUGCAGUAAGUAAAUAUGUUAUUGACACUAUUUCUAACGAGCAAUUUUUGAAUGAAGUCUUGAGAAAGGGUGAAAUCCUAGAGAGUCGUUUGAAAGAUCUAAAAGAAAAGUUCCCAGAUCAAAUUGUGGAUAUUAGAGGUAAAGGUCUGAUGCUUGGUGCCGAAUUUAAAGAACCUCCUUCUGAAUUGAUCAAAAAGGCUAGGGAUUUAGGUUUAUUGGUGAUCACAGCGGGCAAAAGUACCGUAAGAUUUGUUCCAGCUUUAACAAUUGAAGAUGAAAAUAUUCAUCAAGGUAUGAAUAUAUUUGAAAAAGCCAUUAACGACGUUUAUGGUAACUGA